UUGUAUUUGAAAACGUCACUCAAAUUUUCUUCCAUGGAUGUUGUAAUUCAACAAACAAAAACUGUGCUUUGUUAUGUGUUAAAAAUAUACAAAAUCGUAUUUUAUUUAAGUUAGUGAUUAAGUAAAAUGGCCGAUUUUGAUGCAAUUUACCCGGAUGAGACUGAAAGUGAGGAGAAUAUAGAGGAGACUCAUGUGACAUUAGUGCCUGAUCCUAUAGUCGUACGGGGAGCUGGUAACAUGACAGUUUUUGGUUUAAGUAAUCGAUUCAAUGGCGAGUUCCCAUCGGGCCUGCAGUCCCGUGUGGCCCCCGAGGAGUACCAGGCAACAGUGGCACGCAUCAACAGCGUACUGAAGAAAACACUGCCAGUUAAUGUUAAGUGGCUGUUCUGCGGCUGUGUCUGUUGUUGCUGUACUCUUGGAUGCUCUCUUUGGCCAGUCAUAUGUCUUAGUAAAAGGACACAACAUUCGCUGAACAAGCUGUUGGAGUGGGAGAACAGCCGGCUCUACAACAAGCUGGGGCUGCGCUGGCGGCUCACCAAGCAACACUGCGACUCCUCCUCCAUGAUGGAGUAUGUGCUGCUCAUCGAAUUCAUCCCUAGAAUACCUAUCUAUAGGCCCGACUAGAAUAUUUUCUUGUUCCUUGUAAAUACCAUAACCUAUAAGUCAUUUUCAUCAAUCGAUAACUCACUUCUUAGCAAAUCGAACAUUGAAUUUUAAAUUCGCAUGGCCAAGCCGACGAAUGUGUUAGCUGCUGUGCUAUUAUCAUAUUAGCCAACUGCUUAGAGGGAAGUUGCAUAUGUCUAAAAUAUUAACUUUUUAACGGUUUGUGCUAUAUCAAUAGAAAGUUUGACAGUAGAAUGCUUGUGGCGUUCAGUCUCGGAAACUGACCUUAUUUGGUGUAAUCGUGUCCUUACCUAAUGCUAGAAUCUUUCCGUGUUAAAUGA
Cydia amplana is the source of this 944-nucleotide messenger RNA. RefSeq names its product cysteine-rich hydrophobic domain-containing protein 2. The transcript is spliced from 3 exons. The record is from RefSeq and is a predicted model, not a curated record. Lineage: Eukaryota; Metazoa; Arthropoda; Insecta; Lepidoptera; Tortricidae. The coding region runs from base 127 to 624 and encodes 165 amino acids.